Messenger RNA from Aureobasidium pullulans EXF-150, 1059 nucleotides. RefSeq names its product WD40 repeat-like protein. The transcript has 2 exons. Gene Ontology annotation, molecular function: protein binding; RNA binding. The coding region runs from base 1 to 1059 and encodes 352 amino acids. Lineage: Eukaryota; Fungi; Ascomycota; Dothideomycetes; Dothideales; Saccotheciaceae. Gene Ontology annotation, cellular component: catalytic step 2 spliceosome. The record is from RefSeq and is a predicted model, not a curated record.
AUGUCGUCAGAGAAGCGCCCGGCCUCCAGCUCCAUGGGCUCAGGCCAGAUGGUCAAGCGUCAAAAGUCGGACAACUCAAUGGCCUUGACGUCGGCCUCGCAGAAUGGCACCAUCAUCCACAGCACCCACAGAGGUCCGGCUCUGUCUGCUCCCGUCAUGGAACUGUCUGGCCAUACAGGAGAGGUGCUGGCUGCAAGAUUCAACCCCGAGGGAAACUACAUUGCUUCGGCAGGAACGGACCGCAACAUCCUCCUCUGGCGCACUUCUGGCGAUUGCGAAAACUAUGGCAUUCUGUCUGGACACAAGGGCGCAAUUCUUGACUUGCAGUGGUCGCGCGACUCGCGCAACAUCUUUUCUGCCUCGGCCGACAUGCACAUCGCCAGCUGGGACCUCGAGACUGCUCAGCGCAUACGAAGACAUCAGGGCCAUGACGAAGUUAUCAACGCCCUGGACAUUAGCCGUCGUGGUGAGGACAUUUUGUUCAGUGCCUCGGACGACGGCUACAUAGGCAUCUGGGACCCUCGUCAGAAAGCCGCCGUCGACUUCAUCGAGACAAACUUACCCGUCACUGCCAUAGCCCUCGCCGAGGCCGGCAACGAACUGUACUCGGGCAGCAUCGACAACGACAUCAAAGUCUGGGAUUUGCGGAAGAAGCAAGUCUCUUACUCGCUGAUUGGCCAUACCGACACCAUUACCUCGCUCGCCGUUUCGCCCGACUCGCAAACACUUCUCUCAAACUCGCACGACAGCACCGUCCGCACCUGGGACAUCCGUCCAUUCGCUCCCACCGAGCGCCACAUUAGAACAUUUGACGGUGCGCCCACGGGAAUGGACAAGUACCUGAUCAGAGCUACCUGGGAUACAAAAGGAAAGCGCAUCGCUGCCGGCAGUGGUGAUCGCUCUGUCGUUGUUUGGGAUGCCGGCACAGGAAAAUUGCUGCAAAAGCUACCUGGCCACAAGGGCUCUGUCAACGAUGUCCGAUUUGCGCCCAAUGACGAGCCAUUGAUGCUCUCCGCCUCUACCGAUCGCAACCUGAUGCUGGGAAGUCUCUCGACAUGA